AUGAAAAUUGAGUACUUUUUCCACCAAUGGAUCUCUGUUACUCUAUCAGGAAUGGACAAUAUCAGCAGACUGAUGUUCGUAUUCAUGAUGGCAAUGGCGUACAUGGCGAUGGGAGCCGAGGCACAGAACUCCACAAUCGCUCCAAACACCACAAUUGCAGCUAAUGCUACUAUGGCACCCAACGUAACAAUGGCACCUGUUGUCAACACCACCGUCACAGAUCUCACGGUGAGUUACCUAGGAUUCAUGUCUCACUCUGUCAAUUUGUAUUUUGAGUGCAUUUGAAGUGCCUGUUUGGGAGUUAAAAUAAACUCAUGUACUACACUAUGUCACAUAGGAUUCUAUAGGGCUUUUUAAAAGUCCCCAAAAGUGCUUUAUAACAAUGCAGCAAACAAGCUAAAAAAAUUAAAUAAGAAGCUAUUAUGUUGUGUUCUGAUAAGGUAGUUAAACUAAUCUUGUGAGGAAUUUAUAAGUUACGUUCUUCAAGAAUCAGUAGGUAUAUGUUAAUCAUUUAAAAGUGAAAAAUGUAUCUACCAAUAGCAAAUUGCCCCUUUAAGGUAAAAGGAACAACAAACAUGAUUGCAACUAAUGAUGAACUCUUCAUACACAGGGAAACAUCUCAAGGGCGGAAUGUGGAAAGUCUCAGUUCUGUGCUGCUGUGCCAGACAACUGUGAUCCGUCCGUGGCUGGUUCCUGUUUCUUCGUCUCCACCCAGCAGUCCUCGGGACAGACCUUCUCCUUCCAGCUACGAGGAGUGUCCAGCGGCUACAUCGCUGUAGGCUUGUCCACAGACUCCACACAGGUAUGAAAAACUGCCUUUAGAAUUACUAUACAUUUUACAAUACAAAGGACAAGGGAGUUGGGGUUGGGGAGAGAGGUCAUUUUAACUUUAGGAAAUUCUGGAUUUUGUCAAUUUGGGGUAUUGACAUUUACAUUUUAUUCAUGAAUUGGGAAGAAAUUGCCUAAAUGAAUACUUUUUAAAUAAUAAUGUAUUUGUAUUUAUUUAUUUGAUUUCAUCCUCUCUCUCCUCUACAGCGUGGUAACGACACCACCUAUGUGUGCGCAAACAACAAAGGCAGCGUGAAGUUAUUCACCGCUCUCCUCGACAAAGGAGUUCUGACCGUCACCAACACGGUGAGUUGGACCUAUCAGAACACACUGUUUUAUUUUUGACUUCCUGGAACAGUCCGAGGUUUGAUUUCAGGCAAAUUCAGGAAGUAUCAGUAUUCAUGAAUUUGAAUUCCAUAUUUUCUGGGUGGUCAUUGAAGUUGGAUUUGACCCUAAUUCUCACGGUUAUUCCCUGCAUAUACACUUGGGUGCCAUUUGGGAAACUGCCUGGGAGAAUAACAGUGUACCUGACUAAUUCUACAGUGUAGGCCUACUGACAUUUGUCUAAUGCUCAUUUUGGUUAAUACUGUUGUGUUGUGUAGCUACCUGUGAACUCUAUGAAAGGCUCAGUCAACGAUCAGAUCAUCCAGUGCACCUUCUCUGCUACUGUCCCCAACGCUACGGCCACCCGGAGCUCCGACACCAGCUUCUUCCUCUCCAUCUCCAAUGGGACUUUUAAUAACGGUGAGGCACUCAUCCCAUACAAGUGGGGUAAAAAGUCCCCUAGGGAGGAGAGGAAGUUC
Molecule: messenger RNA, 1631 nt
Organism: Coregonus sp. 'balchen'
Lineage: Eukaryota; Metazoa; Chordata; Actinopteri; Salmoniformes; Salmonidae
Source: the annotation of a GenBank genome assembly